Messenger RNA from Entamoeba invadens IP1, 1419 nucleotides. RefSeq lists its product as hypothetical. The transcript has 2 exons. Lineage: Eukaryota; Evosea; Mastigamoebida; Endamoebidae. The record is from RefSeq and is a predicted model, not a curated record. Bases 1 to 1419 code for a protein of 472 amino acids.
AUGCACAAAAUUGGCAAUAGUUAUUGGGAGGUUACUAAAUUUGGAAAUUUAGCUUUCAAAGGAGUUACAAUUGUUACAAAUAUUGAAAUUCCAACAGUGCCUACAUUUGGAAUUAAUGUUUUUGACGGAAUCACCACAUUAAAACACACUGAUUUGGCUGAAAAUAUAAUAAUUCCUGAAGGGACUUUUUCGGGAUGCUCGGAGUUAAAUAACGUUUCAAGAACACAGAAAGUUGCAACAGUUAGAAAAGAAGCUUUUAAAGAUUGUGCUAAACUUGAGAAUCUCAAUUUGUAUGCACCACUCACAUCAUUAUCAGAUACCUUGACAACUGUAAAGAACCUGUUCUUCCAUGGAACUGCAGAACCAACAACUUCCCCGACUGAAACUGAAUUGAAUAGCAAUUUGAAUAUUUGUGUCACUGAAAAUUACACAGUUUUGAAGUUUGGAAAGUUGACAGUACUCAAGUCGGUAUGCAUCAACUUUGAGUGUGUUGAUGUCUCUCUUGCAGUAAAACCAUCGGGUAAAAUGGCUGUCACGCCAAAGUGCAAGAACUGUGAAAACAAUUUCUUGAGUGUUGAUGGUGCUAACUAUUACUGCGAGUAUGAUAUGGCUGUAUGUUUGGCUGCUCACGCUAAUUGCAAAGUCUGUGCUGUUGAUAAAUGUUAUCAAUGUAAGGAUGAUAAAUAUUUGAAAGAAGACCUCUUUGAGUGUUUUGAUACUUGUGACAAUUGGUAUUUCAAAGACACGACAAGUGAUACAAUUCACAAAUGUGGUAAAUGUAUUACUGAUUGUAAGACUUGCACUGAUGCAACAAAAUGCACCGAAUGCACAACUGAUAAUCUCAAACCAGACAAUACUUGCAAAGCAAAAAUCCCAGAGGGUUAUUACGCAAAAGAUAAAGUUUGUACUGCUUGUGUUGCUAAUUGUAAGACUUGCACCGAAGAAACAAAAUGCACUGCUUGCAAAGACGAUGCUCUAACAGUUGAAGACACCAAAAAGUGUGUGAAAGACAAAUGUCCAGAAAUGUAUUACAAAUCUGAAGCAGACAAAAUGUGCAAGAAAUGCACUGACAAAUGCAAAGUCUGCAGCAAUGCAAAUGACUGCCAAGAGUGUGUUUCACCAAACAUGUUAGAGGAAGGAAUUAUGAAAUGCGUUGAAAAAUGUGAAGACGGGUUCUAUAAAGCAAACAACACAAAUCGCGAUAUGUGCAUGGAAAAGUGCAUUAUGUGUGCAUCCAAAGAAAAGUGCGACAAGUGUAAAGAAAACUUCUUUUUAUCUGAAGACAAAUGUGUUGACAUGUGUCCAGAGAAGUACUUUGAAAAAGAAGGAAAGUGUGAGAAGUGCAAAGACAAAUACGAAACUCCAUGCAAAGAAGGUGACAAGGACACAAACUUCACAAACAAUGUGAAGUUUGUGUGA